Messenger RNA from Dendroctonus ponderosae (mountain pine beetle), 2109 nucleotides. RefSeq lists its product as uncharacterized. The transcript has 4 exons. The record is from RefSeq and is a predicted model, not a curated record. Gene Ontology annotation, molecular function: zinc ion binding. The coding region runs from base 261 to 1376 and encodes 371 amino acids. Gene Ontology annotation, cellular component: nucleus. Lineage: Eukaryota; Metazoa; Arthropoda; Insecta; Coleoptera; Curculionidae.
AACAGCUAAACCUAACCUGUACCGACAACAGCGAAAGUGGUGUUUGUUAUAAUUUUCACAUUAUUUUUCUUUCUACUUAAUCGAAAUCCAACUUUUUUCAACAUAAUGGGCCAGUGUUCACGUGUGCAAACGUUCAAGUGUUAAGCGGUUUGCUCUUGGGCUAAGCGUGCGUGCGAAAGCGUUUUCAAUUGUAAAGUGCAUUCAGCAUAAACAUUCAGCUGUAAAAAAGGCUUUAAAAGGGAAAUAUCGAGGAUUUCAACAUGGUCAAGUAUCUGUGUAUCACCUGCUUGUACGUGGGAACCGACCGGGUGUCCUUUAAAACACUGGACACUAUAAAGCCAGUAUUAGAGCUAUUUGUACCUGAAAUAAAAAGCACCUCAGCGAACGGUGGCUCUUCCCUAGUAUGCGAACAGUGUUUUUUCUUUGUGAAGACCGUAGAACAAUUCAGAAGACGUUGUGCACAGUCUCAACAAAAGAUAUCCGCAUUAAAUAUUGAGAAAAACUCCUCACCAACCAAAGCCUCGAUUGGUGAGGUGGAUUCAACUUCAGCGGCAGCUCGGCUAAAUAAUCGAAGAAGAUCGUGCUUAGAAAGAGCAGGUCAGAGAGAAUUGCGUAGUUAUUCUGUAACUUGUUCCUAUGCCCCUGUUGAAGAAGCCGAGCUAAAAGCUUCAAGUCCAGCGCAAAAAGUUCGCAGGCAAAGCAAUGACGAUGAAUCGGCUGAAAGUGUGGACACUCAUAACGAUGAUAAUGAUGAUGAUGAUGACUAUUACAUAACCAGGCAAGAUUUGGUAUCUGCGGGGAUUUUGCCUGAAAUCACGGGCAGUGCUUCAGUGGACGCCAAAUCGCAGCCAUCAGAAGCAGAAGAAAGUCCUAAAGUGAGCAGCAAUGAACCAACUGCAAAGAAGAAAAAAACUGUAGAAUACACCCCGAGUUUGAAAGCCUCAUCCAACAACCCAAACACCAAAUGCAGCGCAUGCUGGAAUCGCUGCAGCCUGAACAGGCAACAAGGGAAGCCAGCUCGGUGCGAUUACUGCAACUUUUUUUCAAUGGAAAAGACUUCCUUGUUGAAGCAUUUAGAUACUUGUCAUCAAGAACUAGCCACCCCUAUUUCGUUGUUAUCAUGCCAGCAAUGCUCCUUCAAGUGCCAUUCUUUGAUCCAGCUGAGCAUCCAUCGGGUGAAACAACAUGAGGAACCAGCAAACUGCUCGUUUCGCGUUGAAGAAUCGAACUCCACAAACAGAAAACAUGAUCUGGAGGACAACUACUGUUUAGAAUGUGUGACGAUUUUUUUAACUGUCGAGAAUUAUCAAGAGCACAUGGUUGAGAAGCACAAGCGAGCCGUUUGCUCCUGUUGCGAACAGCUUUUCAGCCUGUAGACGCUGUUCAUGGACAUCAGUGACUGCAUUCUGUGCAGACUAAACCAUUAACUUUAGAGUACAAUCUUUUAUUCAGUUGUUUAUUAUAAUUUCUAAUUGUCUACAAGAAGAGAGGAUGACGAAGAAUGCAUUGAUUUGGUUAUUAGUUUAGUUUAGAGGCUGAUGAUGAGGAUUCUCAGAUUUGGGCAGAUUGUAUUUAAUUUAGAAUAUGUUGACUUUUUUACAAUUGUAUUCGCACAGAAGAUGGGCUGGUUUGUAUAACGAAAAUUGCAAAUAUCAUUUAACGAUGGUGCAUUAUUUACCUAAGCCAAAGUUGGAUUUUUGGAUAUUGAGCAGCUCCUAGAUCUAAUGAGACGGGCAAUAAUAUACAGGGUAUUUGAGCUUAUAAAAUGGGUCCAAUCUAGUGUGUUUCAUCAGUUGUUUUUGCGUUAUGGAUAGGGGUUUCUCUAGUAAAUAGUCCAUGUUUUUAAACGCAAGAAUCCUGAUUACUUGGCCCCAAAUUUCGUCAACAAUUUGUCUCCUCUUCGCUGCUGAACAAAUUGCUUUUCAAAAAAACAAUUUAGACUGGAAUUUUCAACACUAAACCGACUUUCUACUCUCGCUCUGAAUCUAUUAUACUAUCAGCUUGGGGAUUUCUAGAUUGAUAGUUACAACGGAUUUAGUCCAGAUAUUGGUAUAAAUUUGUGAAAAUAUGGCAGAUAUUAUUGGAAUGAAAGUAAAAACUGCACAAAUA